Messenger RNA from Plasmodium gallinaceum, 2562 nucleotides. RefSeq names its product cGMP-dependent protein kinase, putative. The coding region runs from base 1 to 2562 and encodes 853 amino acids. Lineage: Eukaryota; Apicomplexa; Aconoidasida; Haemosporida; Plasmodiidae. Gene Ontology annotation, molecular function: cGMP-dependent protein kinase activity; cAMP-dependent protein kinase activity; ATP binding. The record is from RefSeq and is a predicted model, not a curated record. The transcript is spliced from 5 exons. Gene Ontology annotation, cellular component: cAMP-dependent protein kinase complex. Gene Ontology annotation, biological process: peptidyl-serine phosphorylation; signal transduction.
AUGGAUAACGAAGAUGUUCCAAAAAAAAUUAAUGAAAGAAAUAAAAAGAAAGCGAUUUUUGCUAAUGAUGAUUUCACAGGGGAAGAUAGUUUAAUGGAGGAUCACCUAGAACUUAGAGAAAAACUUUCAGAUGAUAUUGACAUGAUUAAAACGUCUCUAAAAAAUAAUCUUGUGUGUAGUACUUUAAAUGAUAACGAAAUUUUAACUUUGUCUAAUUAUAUGCAAUUUUUUGUUUUUAAAAGUGGAAAUAUAGUUAUAAAACAAGGGGAAAAAGGUUCUUAUUUUUUUAUUAUAAAUAGUGGAAAGUUUGAUGUUUAUGUAAAUGAAAAAAAGGUAAAAACUAUGAGUAAAGGAAAUUCAUUUGGUGAAGCAGCUUUGAUUCAUAACACUCAAAGAAGUGCAACUAUAAUGGCAGUAACAGAUGGAACCUUAUGGGGAGUACAAAGGAGCACUUUUAGAGCAACUUUAAAACAAUUAUCAAAUAGAAAUUUUAAUGAAAAUAGAGCAUUUAUUGAUUCUGUUUCUGUUUUUGAUAUGCUAACAGAAGCUCAAAAAAACAUGAUUACAAAUGCUUGCGUUAUUCAAAAUUUUAAACCAGGUGAAACAAUUGUAAAACAGGGAGAUUAUGGAGAUGUUUUAUAUAUUUUAAAAGAAGGUAAAGCUACAGUUUAUAUUAAUGAUAAAGAAAUAAGAGUUCUUAAUAAAGGAUCUUAUUUUGGGGAGAGAGCAUUAUUGUACGAUGAGCCAAGAAGUGCAACUAUAAUUGCAAAAGAAUACACUGCUUGUGCAUCUAUUUGUAGAAAAUUAUUAAACAUAGUAUUAGGUAACUUGCAAGUAGUUUUAUUUCGUAAUAUAAUGACUGAAGCUUUACAACAAAGUGAAAUUUUUAAGCAGUUCAGUGGAGAGCAAUUGAAUGACAUAGCUGAUACGGCUAUUGUAAGAGAUUAUCCGGCAAAUUAUCAUAUUCUACAUAAAGAUAAAAUAAAAUCUGUUAAAUAUAUCAUAGUAUUGGAAGGAAAAGUAGAACUUUUUCUUGAUGAUGAAUCUAUUGGUAUAUUAACAAGGGGAAAGUCUUUUGGUGAUCAAUAUGUUUUAAAUCAGAAACAAAAAUUUAAGCAUACAAUUAAAUCAUUAGAAGUUUGUAAAAUAGCUUUAAUAACUGAAUCAUGUUUAGCAAACUGCUUAGGAAAUAAUAACAUAGAUGCUUCUAUCGAUUAUAACAAUAAAAAAAGUAUUAUAAAAAAAAUGUAUAUAUUUAGAUAUUUGACUGAAAACCAAUGUAAUUUAUUAAUUGAAGCUUUUAGAACAACCAGAUAUGAAGAAGGUGAUUAUAUAAUACAAGAAGGAGAAAUGGGUUCUAGAUUUUAUAUUAUAAAAACAGGAGAAGUAGAAAUAGUAAAAAAUAAUAAAAGAUUAAGAACAUUAGGAAAAAAUGAUUAUUUUGGAGAAAGAGCUUUGUUAUACGAUGAACCCAGAACUGCAUCUGUUAUAAGCAAAGUAAAUAAUGUUGAAUGUUGGUUUGUUGAUAAAAGUGUUUUUUUACAGAUUAUUCAAGGACCCAUGUUAGCACAUUUGGAAGAAAGAAUUAAAAUGCAAGAUACAAAAGUAGAGAUGGAAGAAUUAGAAACAGAAAGAAUUAUAGGUAGAGGAACUUUUGGUACUGUUAAAUUGGUUCUUCAUAAACCUACAAAAAUUAGAUAUGCCUUAAAAUGCGUUAGUAAAAGAAGUAUAAUUAACUUGAAUCAACAAACUAAUAUAAAGUUAGAAAGAGAAAUAACUGCAGAAAAUGAUCAUCCAUUUAUUAUCAGAUUAGUCAGAACAUUUAAAGAUUCUAGAUAUUUUUAUUUUCUUACAGAAUUAGUAACAGGAGGUGAAUUAUACGAUGCUAUAAGAAAAUUAGGUUUAUUAUCAAAACCACAAGCUCAAUUUUAUUUAGGUUCCAUUAUAUUAGCAAUAGAAUAUUUACAUGAAAGAAAUAUUGUUUAUAGAGAUUUAAAACCAGAAAAUAUUUUAUUAGAUAAACAAGGAUAUGUUAAAUUAAUUGAUUUUGGAUGUGCUAAAAAAAUACAAGGUAGAGCUUACACACUUGUAGGAACGCCUCACUAUAUGGCACCUGAGGUUAUAUUAGGAAAAGGUUAUGGUUGUACUGUUGAUAUUUGGGCACUUGGAAUCUGCUUGUAUGAAUUUAUAUGUGGUCCUUUACCUUUUGGAAAUGAUGAAGAAGAUCAAUUAGAAAUUUUUCGUGAUAUAUUAACAGGACAACUUAACUUCCCAGAAUAUGUUACAGAUACGGAUAGCAUAAAUUUAAUGAAAAGAUUAUUAUGUAGAUUACCUCAAGGAAGAAUUGGUUGUUCUAUUAAUGGAUUUAAAGAUAUAAAAGAACAUCCCUUUUUUUCAACUUUUGAUUGGGAUAAAUUAGCUGGACGUUUACUUGAUCCACCUUUAAUAUCAAAAGGAGAAACAUAUGCAGAAGAUAUAGAUAUAAAACAAAUUGAAGAAGAAGAUGCUACAAAUGAAGAAGAGCCAUUAAAUGAUGAUGAUAAUUGGGACAUAGAUUUCUAA